Messenger RNA from Dermacentor andersoni, 2663 nucleotides. RefSeq lists its product as uncharacterized. Gene Ontology annotation, biological process: embryo development; regulation of transcription by RNA polymerase II; DNA repair. Gene Ontology annotation, molecular function: DNA-binding transcription activator activity, RNA polymerase II-specific; RNA polymerase II cis-regulatory region sequence-specific DNA binding. NCBI's taxonomy places the organism in Eukaryota, Metazoa, Arthropoda, Arachnida, Ixodida, Ixodidae. The record is from RefSeq and is a predicted model, not a curated record. Gene Ontology annotation, cellular component: nucleus.
CAAAGGCCAGAUUGGAGGCCAAUUGAAGAGAAGUAUUUCGAUCUGUGAAUGCAGUUGUGGGCUUCAUCAAUCCACAGGAGAGGGCUUAAGAAAUGCGAUGAGCGCAGCUGAAAGCAUCCCUGCCAAAAUGGAAUGCCACACCCCUUCCAAGGUCGUCGGUCAGGUCGAGGCUGGCAUGCAGUACAGCUUGCCUCCGGCUGACAAGUCUGUUGGGUGCUGCUUCAAAGCAUGGAGCGAGUCUAGGAGCGUGCAGACUACAGAGACUCUAGAGCAGUUAACCUCCACCUCAGGCUUCACAAAUGCGAUGAGCCUAGCUGAAAGCGUCCCUGCCAAAAUGGAAUGCCACACCCCUUCUAAGGUCAUCAGUCAGGUCGAGGUCGGCAUGCAGUGCAGCUUGUCUCUGGCUGACAAGUCUGUUGGGAUUUGCUUCAAAGCAUGGAGCAAGUCUAGGAGCGUGCAGACUACGGAGACUCUGGAGCAGUUAACCUCCACCUCAGCAUCGAGGCUUUCUAUUCCUCUGUCAACUGCCAGAUGUGACAACUUGAAGCAAGGACGCCUCCACCAACGUCAAUUAUAUGGCUGUGAGACUGAUGAACUGACUCGCCUGGAAACACGUGCCAGCAUCCAUACUGGCAAGAAGCCAUUUCAAUGUCCUUCAUGCUCUCUGAGUUUCCCACAACAGGCCCACCUGAAAGAGCACCUGCACUCCCACAUAGGCGAGGAGCCAUAUCAGUGUCCUUCAUGCUCUCGGAGUUUCUCAGUAGAGAGCAGCCUUAAGAAACACCUGCGCACCCACAUACAGGAGAAGCUCUUUCAGUGCCCUUCAUGCUCUCGGAACUUCUCAGAAAAGGGCAACCUUAAGAAACACCUGCGCGUCCACACAGGUGAGAAACCAUAUCAGUGCCCUUCAUGUUCUCGGAGCUUCUCAGUAGAGUGCAACCUUAAGAGACACCUGCGCACCCACACACAGGAGAAGCCAUUCCAGUGCCCUUCAUGCUCUCGGAGCUUCUCAGAAAAGGGCAACCUUAAGAAACACCUGCGCGUCCACACAGGUGAGAAGCCAUAUCAGUGUCCUUCAUGCUCGAAGAGCUUCUCAUCUAAGGGCAGACUUACGACGCACCUACGCACCCACACAGGUGAGAAGCCAUUUCAAUGCCCUUCAUGCCUUCAGAGCUUCUCAGAAAAGAGCAGCAUAAAAUCCCACCUGCGCACCCACACAGGCGAGAAGCCAUAUCAGUGCACUUCAUGCUUUCGGAGUUUCACGCGAAAAAACCGACUGAACGAACACCUGCGCACCCACACAGGCGAGAAGCCAUAUCAGUGCACUUCAUGCUUUCGGAGUUUCGCGCGAAAGAAACGCCUGAAUGAACACGUGCGCACCCACACAGAGGAGAAGCCAUUUCAGUACCCUUAAUGCUCUCGGAGCUUCUCAGAAAGGUGCAGCCUUAUGAGACAGCUGCGCACCCACACAGGCGAGAAGCCAUAUCAGUACCCUUCAUGCUCUCGGAGCUUCUCAGAAAAAGCCAAGCUUAUGAGCCACCGGCGCCCUCACACAGAUGAGAAGCCAUAUCAGAGCCCUUUAUGCUCUCGGAGCUUCUCAGAAAAGGACAAGCUUAUGAAACACCUGCGCAUCCACACAGGUGAGAAGCCAUAUCAGUGCCCUUCAUACUCUUGGAGAUUAUCAGAAGGCAAGCUUAUGAGACACCUGCGCAUCCUCGCAGAGGAAAAGCUAUUUCAGUGCCCUUCAUGCUCUCGGAGCUUCUCAGAAAAGGCCAUCCUUAUGAAACACCUGCACACCCACACAGACAAGAAGCCAUUUCAGUGCCCCUCAUGCCUUCAGAGCUGCUCGUUGAAGACUUGCAUGAAGGUACACCAGUGCAUUCAUACAGGUGACCGACCAUACAUGCUCCAAGUCUUAUGCACUUUCAUCACUUGAGCAGACAUAAGUGAGCACAGCAUUAUGAUAUUGUAGGGUAGAUCAACAACCAUGUUGAACUAGAAUCCAAAUUACAAAUUUACAGACGUGUAGCGUGUUGCAUAGUGUUCUGCAUCAGGUAGCUCAAAUGUCUCGAUGUGCUCUUAAAGGAGUCCUGGAAAACUUUUUCAAGUUGCCGUACUUGCUCUAGAUCUUUUGUCAGCAUGUCAGAAAGAAUAGAGCAGAAUAAAUUGUGAAGUGUCCCACACAAAACCGUUAUAGCCGAGAAAAAAUGUAAAAAGUUAAACCUUGAUAUAAUGAAGACGGUAAAAUUAGCAAGGUUUGUUAUAUUGUGGCUUUUCAUUAUCCGAAAAGUAAUCCACGUUCAAUCCUUUCUGAAACAAUACUGUUCGCAUGCCCCUACGAACUAUGUAUCUUCAUUAAUAAUUAUUAUUACACUACAGAUAUCUGACUGAUCUGCUUCUAAGCUCUUCGUUUGCCUUUCUUUUGUCCCAGUAUUCUCUUUUGGUACAUGUGAACUUAUUCUUUUAGGCCAAUGCAUGUGUUUGUUGCUUCUAGGUUCCGGUUUACAUGGUUCAUCCUGGAGAUUCUUUUGAUCUUACUCUAUUCAUGCCUGUUUGGUUUUUCUUUUUUUGCAACUGGGUUCUUAAGAGCAAUUCAUUGUUCAAUAAGCUUUCCACUGGUUGUUUUAUCAGAGCACCAAAUAAAACCAUUUGUUUAAUGAGUA